This is a messenger RNA of Haliotis rubra (blacklip abalone), 1388 nucleotides long. RefSeq names its product mas-related G-protein coupled receptor member B4-like. The record is from RefSeq and is a predicted model, not a curated record. The transcript is spliced from 2 exons. Gene Ontology annotation, biological process: G protein-coupled receptor signaling pathway. The coding region runs from base 326 to 1258 and encodes 310 amino acids. Gene Ontology annotation, molecular function: peptide binding; G protein-coupled receptor activity. Gene Ontology annotation, cellular component: membrane. NCBI's taxonomy places the organism in Eukaryota, Metazoa, Mollusca, Gastropoda, Lepetellida, Haliotidae.
AGCGGUCACUACAGCAGGCGCAGGUGUAUAGUUGUCAACAACCAGCUUAUGAAACUGUCAACUGACACGAUAUGGACCUAUUGACAUUUUCCACGCACGAAAUAGGACAGGGAAAUAUUAUCUACAAGGGUACAGCAGUGUCACUGUUUUCCUCUUCCAAACAUAAUUCGCUGCUGAUAAUCAGUUUGCAAUCAGUAAUACCGUCCUGCCAAGGGAAGAGAUACCACUUGUCAGGGGAACCCUUCCCAAACAGCAUUCAAGACGACCUGGACCAGACAAGUCAGUAUACUUGUACUGUCUCUAAAUCGACAGACGGACCAGCAGUAUGGGAAAUGAUACCGCCGUCUGCGACCUGCCAGCGUCCCGGCUAGGGAUGGGGAGUCUUCACUGGCCAGUUCUCCUCUACACCCUGGUCCUCUUUGUUGUGGGCGUCACCGGAAACAGCUUGGUCUUCUUUAUCUACCAUUGUCAUUUGAAGAAAAAUGUAUUUGGAUCAUUUGUCCAGAUACUAGCCGUAUUGGACAUGGUCAUUGUGUUUGUCUGUCUACCAUGUACUUUCUUGCUGCGUUUUGCUUACGACAUCGACAUCGUUGAUGCUUCCGUACUUUGUAAGACACAGACGUUCGCCAAGCACUUCAGCGCAGCCAUGAUGGGCGUGGUGCUCUCAGCCAUUGCCUACCAGAGAUAUCAGAAGGCUUGCAAACCACUUGGAUAUCACAUGACGAGGUACUUUGUCCUGAAACUAUGUGUCAGUGGGAUUUGCUUUUCAUUAAUAACCAGCACUCCCAUAAUAUAUCUGAUCGGAAAGACAACAACCAUUGUUAAAAAAGAAAAUGAAUACUAUUGCGUACCCACUUGCAAUUUUUCAAGAAAACAUUGGUUUCCCUUGGCCUAUGCAAUAUUCGUGGAUGUCGAAUUCAUUGCAUUUACAAUGUUCUUGGUCGUUACUUAUUUCAAGAUUUGGAAAAGCCUAGGUAAAAGUUUUGCUCAAACUGGAUCAAGAAGAGUAUCAACCAGAGUAUUCUUUGUAUCAGCAAUCAUUUACAUCGUUUCAGGACUGCCCAUCAUGGCCAUUGCAACAUGGUUCAGUGUUCACGAAAACUUGCAUACAUUUUCGCCCAUUCUCUUGACAGCGUUUGACAUUGGCCUCUACCUCCCGUAUGUUAACUGUGUUGCCCACACAGCCAUUUACAGCAUGGCGUCCAGCUUGUUCCGUGUGGAGUGUCGUGCACUAUGUCAGUGUACACAACCUCAAUAAAUCAUCAUUGAUAACGAUUACAUCAGCUGUCAGUUCAUGUUCAUACUUGGUUACAUUAUAUUUCAACUAUACACGUGGUUUGUGUAUUGCAUAUGCUCUUAACACUGACUGAAGUUCUAAUUCUAAACUU